UCUCGGCUAACUAGACAUCAAAAGGCAAAAGUCAUGAUAUUAACUUGUUUUAAUUCAAAUAUUUUAUCACAUGUGGUUGCCAAUAUUUAGUUUUAACUUAAAGGGUCGGGACGUCUACAUAUUUGACAACGAGACAUAUUAUUUGUAUAUUUAUAACCACCGUGAGCGCAAUUAGCUCGCUAUAGCAGCUAUGUCAAAGUAGCGCUGGGUUUGGAAGUUGCUCAGUGCUAACACCGAGAGCUCCCUGAACCACCUGUGUUGUUUAUGCUUCAAACAUGUGUCCAGAUUUUUAAUUGUGAAUUCUGGAUUUCACGUGCCGCAGACCAAUGCACACCUCAACCCAGAGACAUCGUUGUCUUGUGUGUCUAGUUUAAACUGUAACCUCGUGUCUCCCAACUUUGUCGGUUACUGGACUCGCCGCAGUUGUUUUAAUCGGGAUGUUGGGGUUUGAGCGAUUCUCGUCGGCAUGGAUACAAACACAACUUCGUGGAUUUUUGGGUUGCCAGUAGGCCCUGUGGAAGUGUUGAACUACAGGUGCCCACAUUCUGCUGCAGGCGUGAGAGCACCAGGAUGAGGAGACUGUAGGCACCCGCCGUAGUAUGGCCGCGUCCCGUUCUUCGCGUGUCACAAGGUCAUCAGUGGGACUCAAUGGAUUGGAUGAGAACUUUUGUGGUCGUACCCUCAGGAACCGCAGCAUCGCCCAGCCAGAGGAGACUUCGCUGUCUCCGCUACCCAGGGCCCGCUCGCCCAAGAAAAGGCAGGAGUCGAAGCAGGAGUCGAAGCAGGACGGUAAACAGGAGUCCAAACAAGUGGUUAGGGACGAGUCAAAGCAGGACAAUAAACAUGAUACGAAGCCGGAGUCUAAGCGGGACUCUCAGCACGAUGGCCAGGAACAGGCCUCGUUGCCGGGAAAGCAAAGUGUGUCGAAGGCUUUACCAGCAGAGGUGGAGCAAUGGACCAGCUCCAGAAAGCGGGGUGUGUCUUGUUUAGAGAAGGACAUUACUCUGGAGAAGCCUGAGAACUGUGACACGGUGAAAGAGGUGCAGGAUGCCUCUCCUCAAAUCAAACGGGCCAAGCGGUGCUCCCGCUCUGGGGAGUCUCAGGGACAGGAGGAGCACUCAGAGCCUUUAAAACCUGAAAGCCCAGUGUCUGUCACCGAGGCUAACAAGGACAACACUCGCAGUGAAUUUUCUAGCCAAAACUUCGCUAACCCAGCUCCCUCCUCCCCCAUCAGCUGUAAAGAGGGUCCUGAGCUGAUGGUCGCCCAGGCUGAGGACGGUCAUGAGGAGUGUGACGGGGUCCCCCAGACCCUGAAUGCUCAUAAAGCUUCUAACGGACUAAAAGAGAAAAAGGCAGAGGAACCGUGCACAGUCACCGAGGAACCCUGUGCGAAUGCCACCUCUGCCAUCAGCCACCCUUUGCUGCUCAACGGUAGCCAGGCGGGGGUGCCCUCGUCCCCUGACCCUGCUGUGCCUUGUACAAACUCUGACCCUGGGCAGAUCGAGGUCUCGGGCUCAGGGGAAUCGCCAGCUUCUUCUGCACCAGCGCACGUGGCUGCUCCGGAGGACCCUGCACCCGAGCUAACAGUGGCCAAGGAACAGGAGGUGGAGGAGGUGGAGGUGGACGUAGUGGGUGAGCCCAUGUGCCUUGCUCAUGAGGAGCAGGUGAUGGAGAGCGACACCAAUGGCCAGCCACUCACACCAGUACAGGAAACCUCCCCCUUUAUCACUGCACCCAACUUGAACAGUAGUCCAAUCAACAAUGGUAACUCAGGAGAAUCCACACCCCCACUAGCAAAAACCCCCUCCCCCACAGAGCCAGGGUGCAACCCCUCCUCUGGCACGUCCCCCUGUUUCACAGAGCUCUAUGAACACAGAUACACCCUGCGGACGUCACCCAGGAGGGCUGCCACCUCCAAGCCCAGCUCCCCUCCCAGAGACAAUGGUCCCUUGAGGGAGGAGGGGGAGGUGGACGCGGGGCCAGAGGAGGACUGCCCCGCGGAGCAGGAACCUGCCCCCUCGGAGCAGGAACCUGCCCCCUCGGACUGUGUCGGCCCCUGUCACGAGGAGCAAGUGUCCACCUCCGAUCCCGAAGACACAGCAGGUGGUGAGGCCAGCGGCUCUGUGUCCUACAAGGAAGCUGAGAGUGACAAGGGGAAAACCCAGAGCCAGCCUGCAGACGAAGAGGAGGAAGAGGAGGAGCCAGACGUGUACUACUUUGAAUCUGACCACCUGGCCCUUAAACACAACAAAGAUUACCAGAGGCUGCUGCAGACCAUCGGGGUUCUCGAGGCCCAGCGCACGCAGGCCAUCCUGGACCUGGAGACGUUGGCGUGUCACCAGCGGCGGGCGCUGUCCGAUCCCAUCAGCUUUGUGGAACAGCUGCAGAAACAGGAGAACCUGGGCCUGCCGUGUCCUCAGCGAGUCGUCCAGCUCCCUGAGAUCUCCUGGGAACAGUACACCUCAGGACUCAGCGACUUUGAGAGGGAGUUCUGCGACAAGAAGCGCAAAACACGGCGUCUGAAGCUGAUCUUUGACAAAGGUUUGCCGGCGAGACCCAGCAGUCCUGUGGAGCCGAAGAAGGAGGGCGAGUGCUCCACCAUGUACUCCUCCCUCCCCACGAGUGACGCUCUGGAGAAUGGAGGGCAAACACAGAUGAUCAGGGGGAGGAUCUGUCACCCAAACAAACCUGACACGUUCAACCAGCUGUGGACGGUGGAGGAACAGAAAAAACUGGAACAGCUUCUCGUCAAGUUCCCUCCGGAGGAAAUUGAGUCCAGAAGGUGGCAGAAGAUAGCUGAUGAGCUGGGGAAUCGAACAGCCAAACAGGUUGCCAGUCGGGUUCAAAAGUACUUCAUCAAACUGACAAAGGCUGGAAUCCCUGUUCCUGGACGGACGCCCAACCUGUGCAUGUACACCAAGAAGGCUUCCAACAAGAGACAGCACCACCUGAACAAGCACCUGUACCGACCCUCCACCUUCAUGACCUCCUACGAUCCUCCCGUCUUCAUGGAGGACGAUGAAGAGCGCUCGGCGUACUACGGCAGCCUGCAGGACCACACAGCUGACGACUCGGAUGACGAAGGUGUACCUGUGGAGCUGAGAAGUUUGCCAGAAUACAAAGAGCUGGUGGAGCUGAAGCGGUUGAAAAAGCAGAAGCUCCAGGAGAUGCAGGAGGACAAGGCUGCCGUUCGACACGUGGGCUUCAAGUGUGACGUCUGUGGGAUGGAGCCCAUCCAGGGAGUGCGGUGGCACUGUCUGGACUGCCCCCCAGAAAACGCUGUGGACUUCUGCUCCAACUGCUCCGACUGUUUGUUCAAGACAGAGACCCACAAACCCAACCAUCACCUGGAGCCUGUGAACCAGGCAGACAGCUUCCUGGACAGAGACUACUGCCUGCCUCAGAGCGCCGGCUACAACUACCUGGACCCUAAUUACUACCCGGCCAACAGAUGACAGGGGCCCGUGCGGCCCUGUAGCUCCAGGCUCCCACAGACCACUCUGUGCAUGGCUCCAUCCUCCAAGUCCAAGAAAUCAGCUCAACCCACCGCCAGGUAGGAAAGCCAGCAAGCAGGCAGGCAACCAGCCGGGGCCUGAGAGCAGACCACAGCCCUGCUGCUGCUGCUGCUGCUGGUGAUGAUGAUGAUGAUGAUAAUCAUGGGGGAGGGGGGGUUGUUGGUUAACUGGCCUCCCUGACUCAAGCAUCGGGCGGCCAUGUUGGUUCCUUAAAGAAUUAAGGCGCCACGCUUCACUUCAGCCAGGUUAAUCAGUGGAUCUGUGGUUUAAAACAACAAAACACUAUUUAAAAGAAAAACAAACGAGAAAAAACGAGACUCACACACACACACACACACACCGACAUUCCCGAGCUCUGGGACUCCUGGAGGACGACUCCUCCUCUCCUCUCCUCUCCUCUGCUCCUCUGUGUCAUCACCCUACAUUCACCUCCCUGCUGCUUCAGAACUGGAGACUUGACGAUCAGUCUGGUUGAACGGAGACGUGUGGCCCACCAGUUUGUGGUCCACGUGGACUGUGAAGUCAUCAACCCAAAAAACACACGGACUGUUUUUAAAUGUAUGAGUGUGUGUGUGUGUGUGUGUGUGUGUGAGAGAGAGAGUGUGUAAGUGGUCUCUGUACUAAGCAAGAGUGAAACAAAUGUUUUAGGUAGACAUCUGUAGACUGAGUAUUUAUGAUCCGCAGCUUCCUCCUCCCUGAGAGGCUGCGCCGGGACGGGUCCACAUCCAGGAACGUUCUGGAGUGAGUUCCUCUUUAGACAGACCUUUAUUUGCUAACAAACAAACAAAAAAACAUCUACCACGUCUCAACACCAAGCUGUCUUUACCACCUCCACACAAACGUCACUCUCUUACACACACACACACACACACACACACACAUACACACACUGUUGUCACACCAGUUUUCUUUCUCCUCGUCCCUCCAUCCACUAAGACGUGAAGCACUACAGCAUCCAGGGCAGAGACUAAAGAUUCACAUCUGUCCUUUGGUUCCUUCUGUUCUCUUCUUUUUGUUCCCAUUGAUUUACACUGUCGUUCGUUCUGUUGAGUGUCCAAGUAUAUGGUGAAGAAGUAGCCAGUGCUAGUUGCUGUGUGCCAUUUUUAAAACAAAGAAGAAAAAAAAAUCCAAAAUUGUUACUUGAGGGCCUCAAACCGUCUCCCUCGUCUGCGUGGUGCCAUCCACCCACGUCGUCCUCCAUCGUUGAUCCCGUCAUCGCACCUCUAGAUCUUUAAUUUUGCCGGCCCACACUCUGAAGAGGAAAAAUGUCAGUUUAAAAGAUUGUAUUUUUAUUGAUCUAUUUAAAACAAAAAAAAAGAAUAAUUGAGGUUGUGGUUGGUGCCUCCACAGUGGAACGACCCACACUUUUAUACACAUAGAUUUUGUUGUGCUUGAGUAGACACCAGUUUGUAUGGUUUUUGUUCCCCAAAUGCCCCCGACCCCAUGUUUUCCCAGCUUCGGUAUCUGAUGUUCUGUCUGUUCUUAUGUAAAAAAAUGUAAAAAAAAUGCUAGAGGAGAAACGUGGAAAUAAAAGUAUGUGAAAAUAA
This is a messenger RNA of Cynoglossus semilaevis (tongue sole), 5062 nucleotides long. RefSeq names its product zinc finger, ZZ-type containing 3 (gene zzz3). The record is from RefSeq and is a predicted model, not a curated record. The transcript has 12 exons. Gene Ontology annotation, molecular function: zinc ion binding. The coding region runs from base 600 to 3455 and encodes 951 amino acids. NCBI's taxonomy places the organism in Eukaryota, Metazoa, Chordata, Actinopteri, Pleuronectiformes, Cynoglossidae.